AGCUAAACAGGUAGCGAUGUUCAACCGAUUUUUGACGUCUAGUUAAGGUCAAGAAAAGAUGACAAGGCAGAGAAAAAGAAAUGUGGCCAGAAAUGGAGUGCCUCACUCGCAGGAGGAAAAACCAAUCCUCCAAGGUCGCAAAGAGAAAAAAAAGAAGAAGCCUGCGGACAUCGGCAAGAUUCUUAUCAACAUAUCUAUCGGGUUGUGCAUUUUCAGUCUUAUCUGGUUUUUCUAUGCCCUGUACAUGCGCUCGUUAUUGGCCAAAAGAGUCGUGACGCCGCACCCUUCUCCACGGGUGCUAGACGCCAAUAGCACCAGUGCUGCUGUGUCCCCGGAAAGGUUUUGGGGCACAUAUCGGCCCCAGGUCUAUUUUGGCAUGAAAACAAGAAGUCCAAAGUCUGUUGUUACAGGUUUAAUGUGGAUGCGUCAGUUCUCGGAUGGGGAGUUAAAGCUUAGGCACACGUGUGAACAGGGGGACCAUUUACGCUCCUACGGCUGGCUGAUGCACAACGGCCUUAACUUCGGUGUGCAGGAGAUUCACGACGACGAUUUCAUCCUCACAACAGAGUAUGCUAAACGUGUAGGUGGGGAGCAUGGUGGUGAUUGGACAUGGAGAAUAACAGCCAAACAACACAGCUCUGCCCCUCAAGCUCCGAUCAUCUCGCUUAUGUUCUACGUGGCCGCGGAUACUCAGGGUUCCCUGCAAGGUCACAUUGAGGAAAAAAGUCACCUGAGCUCCGUUACUGGCACUUCGGAGGAACUGGGAAACUUCAAGAUCACUUUUCGCAAACCAACUGCCGGAGAGACGGCUAGUGCAAAAUAUGCCAGCUACAAUUAUCUCCAGACACGGAGCCCUGGUCUGGACAGGUUGAAAAACAUAGUGGAGAGCAGCAUGAGUCGCAGAUUUGUUUUCAAUUCACCCUCUGGUGAGAGAAGACCUUACUUCGCCGUGGACACCUAUUCACCCCCUCCAGAGCAGCACUCGCAAAACGAUAACCGCGUACAGAGUGACUUUAUUGUUCAUCAGGUAACUGUCCAGGCCCCAUUCCAGAUCGAAGUUUUGUUUGAGUCCGGAAGCUUCCAUGACCGACCGAACCAGUUGGUGGGCUCGGUGCUGACUGAGGAGCUGGAGCAGCAGAAGACGGCUUUUAAUGAGAAGUUUGAGAAGACCUUCGGGCUUCAGGUUAAAGGUUUCAAUCCAUCCCAGGUUAAAUUCGUCAAGGCUGCUUUUAGCAACAUGCUUGGUGGAAUUGGCUACUUUUUUGGACAGUCUGUGGUGCAGUCAGUUUACAACGAGCACCCCUUACUCUACCCUGAGGGGGCAUUGUUUACUGCAGUGCCCUCUCGUUCCUUUUUCCCAAGGGGAUUCUUGUGGGAUGAAGGCUUCCAUCAGCUCCUUCUAAGCAAAUGGGAUUCGCAGGUGACCCGUGAGGUUGUCGGGCAUUGGCUGGACUUGAUUAACAUUGAAGGCUGGAUCCCACGUGAGCAGAUUUUGGGGGAUGAAGCCCUCAGCAAGGUUCCUUCAGAGUUUGUGGUGCAGCGCAAUGAAAAUGGCAACCCGCCAACAUUCUUCUUAGUCCUGGAGGAGUUUGUUGAGAAGCUCGAGACCCUUCCUGAAAAUGAAUCUUUUCAGAAGACUCUAUCCUUCCUUCGCAGACUCUACCCUCGACUUCAGACUUGGUUCGAUUGGUAUAAUACCACCCAAGCAGGACCUCUGCCCAACUCCUACCGUUGGCGAGGCAGAGACACAGACACCAACCUUUUUCUCAACCCUAAGACAUUGACCUCUGGGUUGGACGACUACCCUCGUGCGUCACAUCCAUCUGCAGACGAAAGGCAUGUCGAUUUGCACUGCUGGAUGGCGUUGGCAUCCCGGGUCAUGUCAAGAGCUGCACAACUGAUUGGCGAGCCCUAUCAGGAAUACGAACGCACCUACCAAACCCUGAGCGAUAACACACUACUGAAUGAGUUGCACUGGUCUGAGCAGCAUCGUGCUUUUUGCGACUAUGGCAACCACACCCAUGCCGUUUCCUUGCAGCAAGAAAAGGUCUUUGUGCCACCUGGGCAGCCAAGGCACCAUUUCCCAGCGGCACGCCUGGUGCGAGCAGUUCGCAAAGCCCCCAAACUUCAGUUUGUCAACGCGCUUGGCUACGUUAGUCUGUUCCCCUUCCUGCUUCAAAUCCUGACACCCGAAUCCGACAAAAUCGAGCACAUAUUGCGAGAUAUUAGGGAUCCUGACCGCCUUUGGACGCCCUACGGCUUGCGCUCACUGUCUCAUUCGGAUCCUCUGUAUAUGAAGCGCAACACCGAGCAUGAUGCCCCUUACUGGCGCGGAGCGAUAUGGAUCAACAUGAAUUACUUAGCAAUAAAGGCACUGCAUCAUUACAGCAGUGUAGAGGGGCCAUACCAGGACAAGGCUGCUGCUCUCUAUCAAGAGCUCAGGACUAAUGUUAUCAAUAACAUUUACAAACAAUACCAGGCAACUGGCUAUAUCUGGGAACAGUAUAACGACAGCACUGGCAGGGGACAAGGAAGCCAUCCCUUUACUGGCUGGUCAGCUCUGACUCUGCUAAUGAUGGGUGAACAGUACUGAGACCGUUGCAAGUUCAGUAUUUUAACAUGCGGGCUAUCCAAAUGCGCCAUCUCAAGAAAUGCUGCCCAUUCACGAGUUCUUGUUUCAUUAAUUGAUGAAGAAAAAACUGUUUUGUUUUUUUUAAUUGUUCACUGUAUUUUGACAAGAUUUUGGUGUGAUUUAAUUAAAGAGGAGCUUUUUUAUAA
Messenger RNA from Trichomycterus rosablanca, 2778 nucleotides. RefSeq names its product mannosyl-oligosaccharide glucosidase (gene mogs). NCBI's taxonomy places the organism in Eukaryota, Metazoa, Chordata, Actinopteri, Siluriformes, Trichomycteridae. The record is from RefSeq and is a predicted model, not a curated record. Gene Ontology annotation, molecular function: Glc3Man9GlcNAc2 oligosaccharide glucosidase activity. The transcript is spliced from 5 exons. Gene Ontology annotation, biological process: protein N-linked glycosylation; oligosaccharide metabolic process. Bases 59 to 2593 code for a protein of 844 amino acids. Gene Ontology annotation, cellular component: endoplasmic reticulum membrane.